Molecule: messenger RNA, 445 nt
Organism: Tauraco erythrolophus (red-crested turaco)
Lineage: Eukaryota; Metazoa; Chordata; Aves; Musophagiformes; Musophagidae
Source: RefSeq, a predicted model, not a curated record
GAAAAACUGGUUUCUUCCUGCUCCAGAAGUUUCUCCAGGAAGCCCUGUUCACUUUAAGGUUCUGUCCAAAGAGCUGAUGCCCUGGAACUCUGUGAGGUUAAGCUUUGAAUUAUCUGGCCCAAGUCACAUGUCUCUGUAUUUUCGGCCGCGCGAAGGAUCGGCGCUGUCUGCCUGGUCUCUCGGGGAUGGCGUGCCGGUGGCCAGCUUAGGAGGGGACUACUUUGUGUUUUACUCCCACGGGCUGCAGGCCACGCCGUGGCACUUCUGGGUGGAACUGACGGUCCCAGAAAAGCAUUCUGAUGGAAUAGUGUCCCUUGCCAUAGCAGCACAUUACUUUUUUGGGGAAGAUCAAAAGUCGCCUCAACUCGAUGCCUUACUGGAGAGGUUUCCAAACUGGACGUUUUCUUCUGGUUGGUCCUCCACCUACGAUCUUUUUGUCUUCUAG